Molecule: messenger RNA, 2795 nt
Organism: Bicyclus anynana (squinting bush brown)
Lineage: Eukaryota; Metazoa; Arthropoda; Insecta; Lepidoptera; Nymphalidae
Gene: nrv3
Product: sodium/potassium-transporting ATPase subunit beta-2
Exons: 7
Coding region: 44-1018 (324 amino acids)
Biological process (GO): intracellular potassium ion homeostasis; potassium ion import across plasma membrane; intracellular sodium ion homeostasis
Cellular component (GO): sodium:potassium-exchanging ATPase complex
Molecular function (GO): ATPase activator activity
Source: RefSeq, a predicted model, not a curated record
CCGGCAAUCGAUCCCGCACCGCAGUCCGGCGGAACGUUCGACCAUGGCAGACAAGAAUAAGGUUGCUGAGCAGUACUAUGCGCCCCCACCGGACCUGGGCAAAUGGGAGGGCUUCAAGAUCUUCCUGUGGAACUCCGAGACGGGGCAAUUCCUCGGCCGCACGGGAUCCAGCUGGGCCAAAAUCCUGUUGUUCUACCUGAUCUUCUACCUGAUCCUCGUGGGGUUCUUCGCCGCGAUGCUGACUAUCUUCUACCAGACGCUGGACUCCAAGAUGCCCAAGUGGCAGAUGGACGCGUCGCUCAUCGGGAAUAAUCCAGGUCUUGGAUUCCGGCCGAUGCCGGACACGGAUGCCGCUGUAGAAAGUACCCUCAUCUACUACAAGGCUAACGACAAGGGCUCCGUGCUCAAAUGGGCUACAGUCAUCGAUGACUUCCUAAAGCAGUACCAAAAGAAGGGAAGCGGCAGCGGCGAGGUCCCCGGCGCUGAGAACAGGGUGCCGUGUUCCGCGAACUCUGCGGCGUUAGGGGAGAAGCAGGUCUGCGACGUGCCCAUCGACGACUUCCACCCCUGCACCCCCGCCAACCAGUACAACUACGAGGAGGCCGGGCCUUGCGUGUUCCUCAAACUGAACAAGAUCUUCAAUUGGACACCCAACCCUUACAACAACACAGAAGACUUGCCAGCAAACAUGCCGGAUGACUUGAAGCAGCACAUUAAGUUAGUUUCUGGCAAAAAGGAAGCUAACACCGUAUGGGUGUCAUGCGAGGGCGAGAAUCCGGCUGAUGUCGAGAACAUCGGACCCGUGCAGUACAUCCCUCGGCGCGGGUUCCCAUCGUACUACUACCCCUUCACCAACAAGGAGGGCUACCUCAGCCCACUUGUCGCUGUACUCUUUGAGAAGCCAAGGACGGGCGUCCUGAUCAACAUCGAAUGCAAAGCGUGGGCGAAGAACAUCUUCUACGACCGGUACGAGCGGCGCGGCUCGGUGCACUUCGAGCUGAUGGUGGACCGCUCCUAAACGCCAUUGGCCCACAGCUUGGCGGCCAACAUUCCGACACUUGUGUUGCUUGGCCAAACUAUCAGAUGCUUAGGUUUUAGGGUGUACGGAUGACUUUUGUAUGGCGUCACCGUAAACGUUACGGACUUACAGUUCUGAAAAUAGCGUAAUAUGAUAUAGGUAUCGCGGUAUAUAGUACAAUCAGUGAGUUGUAACCUGUUGAAUAAUUAAAAACAAAUGGUUGAAUAAUAGAUUGAAUGAGAGUAUGAUUGAGACUUAUAUAAUAAUUAUGGGGUGAUGUUUUACGACGAUGUUUAUGCGUCUGUAAUUAAAAUGUAGUAAAUUAACAAGUGAAAGAUUCUUCGAGCAUGGUAAAUAAACUGACCGAGAAAUAAGUAAAGGAACGUAAUGAAUUCUAAUGUUGAGGUUCAUUUAUUAUCUCUAACAAAAGAUUAUCGUUAAACCUAGCAGAGUGUAUGAUGAUAAUGAAGGGAUUGAUUCAAUUUCAAGAUAAGUGUUCGUUAUAAAAGUGACCAUGACUUGAACGACCAUGUUCAUGAUCAAAUAGAAGUACAGGUCUCGGUCAGUCAGUGUAGUCUGAAAUUUUGUGAAGUCUAUAUGGAUGCCUAUGUCGAAAUGUACAUAGGCCUCCACGCUCAGGGCCUCAGGCAGGCGUGAUGAAAUGAUUGUUGUUGUUGUGAAUGUCGUCAACUUGAGAGAAUGUCACUGUUGUCAUAGACGCUGAUUUUAGAACGAUAGGUACCUCAUAGAAAAGUCGUGUUACCGCGCUAGUGUGUCCCGUCAUAACUAAAUAAGUAUUAGAGUAAGCGCAUACAAUUUUGAAUCGUUCGUUUAGUCAUUUAUUAUUAAAUAUAAUAAUGUUAAUAGUUGAGGACGCAUGCUAGCGAUUUGGUAAUUCGAUAUUUUCAAUUAUCUGUUCUAUGUUUUAGACUUAGUAAUAAUCUAGUAAAUAUGUAUCGUGUGCGAGAUGUAUUAAUGUUUUAAAGUGUUAAAACGAUCAGGCGGAAAGUUGCAGCUUUUUACUUUUGACGUGGCAAAGUUUUGACUGGAACAUUGUAAAUGCAGGUAAUGAAAUUGGUAUGAUCAUUAAUAUGGCUCGUACAUUAGUAAGGAUUUGUCAGUGUUACAAAAGCUAUCCGUGUCGGCUGCAUUGUUUUGCUACUGAAACAACUUGGUGAUAACACUGGGCCAAGUUUUAGAACUACACUGCCAACUAUUUUAGUCACACUAGCCAAGUCACCUGUGGUUGGCCGCCAAGUUGUCCGAAUGUACGCCAAUUGGUUGCCAAGUUCACCACACACAAACACCACGCCAGGCGCCGGCUGCCAAGCGCCGAAUCUCCCCACGUUUUACUUUCUAUUUGAUGUCUUGUUUAAUGUCUUUGACAAAAAUAUAUCACGAACUUUCAAAUGAUAAUGUAAAAUCGAUGUAUUUAAUACAUUAAUAACAAUCAAUUAUUACCAAAUCAGAAUUUACCCAGUUUAGACGCAAUAUAUACAUUUGUAUCGAUAAAAAAGUGUUACGGACAUCACUAACGAUCCUGUCAAAUAGAAAGUAAUACAACGGUCGGGGUAUACUCUAGCAAUAGCCACAUAGUCGGCGUUUAAUUUAUAUUCGUUUUAGAAUAGCCCGAGGGCGCCACUGAGUUGAAUCUUUUGUUUACACGCUUAAUAAAUAAAUAAAUCUAAUUAAUUAACUUAAAUUAUUAAAUAUUUAUUAUUGUAAUGUUUUUUCUGGACGGAGAGUCAAUAAAUAUGCAAUAGUUGGUUCCAAUUUA